UGCGCAUAACCGCGUCAGGACACCUGCUCCGCUGUUUGACAGAAUCUCAACUCUUCCCGCCAGAUUAGAUCUGGAACAUUUGUAACAAUUACCGUUCUAAGCAAUUACGUCAAGUAUAUGAUCAAAUAACGAUUACAAAACUAUUUUAGAGCCAUUCUGCUGCCGCACUGUAAAGAAAUUCGUUGGUGACAGUGGGCGGAGCUUUUCCUCUGUCAGACUGAGGGAAAUCGCAUGGGGCAGGAGCAGAAGCAUGGUAAACAGAGUAAGGAGGAGGGUAAAGUUAAACUGCUGGUGGUUACGCAUCAUGGAGAGCACCUUUGCGCACUGACUCAUGAACUACUGACAUGGAGUGAAGCGUUUUGCGCACCGGUCAGGAAGGAUGCCCGAGCGAAGAUGUGCUCCAGCCGGAAGAUCAUCUGGAGUUUGUUGGUUCUGUCGGUGCUGGAGAUAGGGCUCGGGGUGUCCAGCAUCGCCCUGGGCGCGGUGGGCAUCUGCCGGGCGAAAGCGGAGCACAAGACCCAGCAGGGCGACGCUUCUCCGGUAUGGAGCGGAGUGUGUUUUCUUAUCUGUGGACUGUGUGGCAUGCUGUGUGCACGGAAAAGGACAGGACUGAUUAUGAUAUUAUUUUCCUCCUGCUGCAUUUGUGGGUUAAUCAGUGGAAUCCUGAACUUCCAGUUUGUCCGUGCGCUGGUCAAGCGUCCCGAUGCCAUGCGCUCUCUUCAUUUAGCCGUCAUGUCUCUAGCAUGUCUGGGCAUCAGCAGCUGCACGCUGUCCACAUGGCUGACCUGCAGACUGGCCAGCAGCGAACAGCAGCGCAUGUUUCUGGAGAGAGAACAUUCACUCCAUCACUCGCACGAAAUGGCAGAGAAGGUAUGCCAGGAGCUGGAGGUUUUGGAUAACACCAGCAAUGGCAUCUCUCAAAUCUCCUACAACGGACGGAAUGUUUCGCCGUGACAGCUCGCUGCCCACUCGCUCUUAACAGCACAGUUCUUCCACCUGAUUGGCUCAGUCAGACUGACAGUUCUUUACUCUGAUUGGCUGAGUCGAGUUGACAGUAGAAGCACAGAUGGUGUUCACAGGACAUCCUUUAGACAGAGCGUCAGAUAACAGUAUUGAGCAGACAGACAGCCAAUCAGUGUCCAGUUACCUGAUGACCUCAGGAGAGGUCAGAGCUGAUGACCUUGAUGACCAGCAUAGAGAAAACAGACAUUUGAGUAAGAAAAAGCAUGCAAACGAUCUUCUCUCUCUUUCUGUAUCUCUUUCUCUCUCCCUGUAUCUAGAUAAAGGGAAUGUUGAAUCUGAAAUUGUAAUCCUGAUAUUGUAUGGUAUACUGAAUGCUUUUAUCCUGAUCGUAUAAAUGCACACUGUAAAAUGCCUGUAAAAUAUUUAUUAAUUUACAGUAUUUUUAUAU
Messenger RNA from Onychostoma macrolepis, 1411 nucleotides. Its product is annotated as transmembrane protein 196. NCBI's taxonomy places the organism in Eukaryota, Metazoa, Chordata, Actinopteri, Cypriniformes, Cyprinidae. Bases 232 to 954 code for a protein of 240 amino acids. The record is from RefSeq and is a predicted model, not a curated record. The transcript is spliced from 5 exons.